GCGACACGAAAAGAUUCUAAUAAGUGAGAUCUUCAAAAAUUUUUUGUGAAAUGUGUAAAUAUGUGAUGAAGUGCUUCAAGAAAGAAAAAUAUCAUGAUAGUAAAUGCUGGCUUCAUACCUAUGGGAAAAUAACUUAAAAAUUAGAAUGGUGGGGAGAUUUUCGUGGUGCACGACGGUGGUUGCAUUGGUGGUGCUGCUGCUUUUCGUCACAACUGAAGGUCUUCGUGAACGCAGUACUCAGCUCGACGAUCCUAAAACCACAAAUCGUGGAACGUUGAGGUAUUCCAAAUCAUUGGAAGAAGCCACAACCGCAUCGACCUCAACAUCGAGAUCCAGAUCAGCUCGAGAAAGAUCAGCUCAAUCAAAGAGAUUUUCCAAUUUGGAAAGAUCAAACGAAGUAUCGACCCAACCGUCUGUGAUCGAUUUCGAAUCAAAAUUCGAUUCUACCAAGAACUCGAUCGUAAGAACGACCAGAACCACAGAAAGGGACGUCUCUGCCACGGAAAUUAAAAAUGAUUCGAGAAGAAUCUCCAGAAAGGAAACAGAGAACGCUAAAAGCGUAGAUUCGCCGAUUAAUAGAAGGAAUGGGAAAAGAUAUUUCUCUGAAGCUAACGAGGGAGCAAAAUUGAAGAACAAUGAUCAGACAAUGGGAACGACAAAAGGGAUUUCUCGAAGAACGUUUAAUAGAAAAUCGAAUAAUUCAAGUAGCACUGAAAGAUUGGACAACAAAGGACCGUCUGUGUUUCUGGCUACCACGGAAUCCUCGAGAUCCAGAACCGGAAGGAAGAUUCAGACGACUUAUUCCAUGAAGGAUCUGAAGACCCAGAUACCCACUUCCAGAAGGUACACCAAUAAAAAAUUCGAAGAUGAAACUACCACAGUUUCGUUUAAAAGGGGUAGAUCGACGACAGAAAGGAUUGAGAAGAGUACCAGAUCUGGUAGAUCAAAGGUGAUCAACACCAAAGAGAAUAAUUCUAUUCAACGAAGAGGACCGGAUCCUCUCUUAUCGGAAUCCGAGAGCGUCAGAGUCGACAUCCCUCUGGCGAUCGAUACAACGCAAAAUCCGGUUCCUGACGUGACUACCAUCUUUGGCAUAGCUUCUCAGAGAAGAUCAGACGUUAAAGAGUCGUCUAAAUCCAAUGGAAGGACAGGAUCGUCUGAAAGGUCGAAAAGUCGUGGAAGAUUGAACGACUCUGAGACUGCUGGCUCCUCAAGAUCUGGUUCUCGAAGAGGAUCUUCCAAGUUCAGCGAUUCCACAACGACAGAGAGUAACGAGCAGAUCGUUAGUUCCAGGAGGAAUACGAUUUCCAGAGAUCGAUCGAGGGGUUCGGAUACCAAGAGGAAUUCAACGACUGAGACGAGAUCGAGAUCCAGGGGUAGAAAUUUGGAGAAUAAGAAUGCCAGCUCUUUGGAACGAGAUGUGAAACGUAAAGUGGCUGGGGAGAGAAAUUCGGAGAGAAGAUCGAGGAUUCCUGAGGCUGUUACAAGAUUCGAAAAUCAUGGACAAGAUGGUCAGGAUACGCGAGGAAGAUCGAGAGGCAGAACGUCAAGAAUGGAUAUUACCACGCCCAUAAUUGCAGAUGUUACCACGACCGUUGCAUUAGAUACAACAAUUUCUAACAACGACGUGACGACAACCGAUUCUGAAGUAAUGGGUACCACCAUAAGACCAAUUACAUCAACCAGUUCAAGAAUAUCCGUAAGAACAACAUCUUCCACAUCUUCUACAUCAAUCACGGAAUCUUCUGGACGAGGUAGAGGAAGAGGUAGAAACGGUAGCCAAGGAAGAAAGAGCAAAGAAGACUUUUUCAAUCACGGAUUGGGAUUCAGGGGUAGGAAAGUUUUGCCCGAAGGAUUCUUGAACGACACGACAGAUUGGAAGAAAUCCUCGAGAAACGAAUCUCAAUCGCAUGGAAAUCCUGGCUGGACCCUAAGAAGGCGUCCAGCUCAUCUCAACAACUUUGAAAAUCCUUCGGGGACGAGUCUACUCUCGGCAAGGGAACAAACGAACGAAGUGAUACCACCGAACGAACAAUCGACCACCGACGUUGUAACGACUGAAAGUUCCAGCACUAGAAGAGGCUUCAAGAAGCUGCAAACGACGGAGGAGAGUUCGACGAUGGCUGAAACGACGACCAAGAGUUAUAGAAGAGGUAAUAAAACCUUUGGACUCAGCAAGGCGGUUGCAGAAGACGAGGAGAGUGACAAUUAUCCGCCUGAGUUCAAGGCGAAAUUGUCUCAAUUGAAGAAUAUCAACACGAAAAUACCAGCCCCAAAAACCACUUCUAGAACACCAUUGGAGGAACAGCGGAAGAAUAACUAUGGCAGGCGUUCGAGGAAGAACUCGAUGGCGGUCGAGCCUGAUGACCUCGAAACCGCAGCUUCAGCAAAUAUUUUGACGGAUGAAAGUUUAAUCGUGAAUCCCUUAACGUUGAUUAAUGGCACAGGAUUGCGACGCGUGAAAAAAUCAUCGGCCUCUCUGUUCGCUGAAAGAUCGAGGAUGAAGUUGGAGCUGGCUAGGAGGUUAGUGAAGCCAGAGUUGAACAUCGAGGAGAAUGAUCUCGACGCAACCACGGCCUCCUCUUUCAGCAAACCGAAGCCAACCGGCGUGCCGGUGGUCGAUGAGACGAGCAAGGUCGCCAAAUAUGCCAAGCCAAAGGCAACGGGGGGCCGAAAUAGGGCUUCGACCCCUUUACAGACCUCUUGGGAAGAGGCGAGCGUGAAAGCCUCGAAACUUUCUAGUCCGAGGAAAGGUGUCGAGGAUUCUUCCAAGGUCACAGGAAGACCGUACAAUUUAAAGAAAGGGCGGAUCAUCGGCGAGCAAAUAGUUACCUCGAUCUCGGUCGAAGAGACACCAAUAGAGGAAACGACCAAACCUUACGCGAACUUACCUUACACGAAUCCGUCGAUCAUCGGUUUCGCGGAAGAGGGAGCGGCGACAACGAUCGAUUCGACGAGGAUUCGUCCAGGCAACGCUCGUGGAGGGAAGAAAUCGAGGGAAGAGAGCUCGAGCAAGAACGCCAAAGUCUCGCUGUAUUCUACCCGACGUGCCGAGGAUAUCGAAUCUGUAACGACUAUCAAACCGAAAAAAUCUUACCUAUCGCGUAACAGUAAAUUGCAGGAACAGUCCACGACGGUGGAGCAAGAUUCCACGACGUCUAAGAAAUCGAACGGGUCCGCGCAAAGAAAAUCGCAAGCGUUUCAGGAAGAGGAUCUUAGCAAGAAAUCUAAGUUUGGUAGCGGCGUGAGCAAGCCCACGUUCAGACCUCGUUACAUUAAGCGAACCAAGGAUAAAUUCUUAGACGAGAGAACGACAAUCGAUCAACCUACGAUUACCACAGAAAUAUCGGUACCUACUAGUAGAUAUUCGAGGAAAAAAUCGGCGGUGAAGUCUGUCGAUGAUAAAUCGAAAUCCGUGAUAACGGGGGGACCGCAAUCGCAAACAAAGAAAGUCGAAUUUAGACCUCGAACCGCCACCUAUCGAAGACACUCCGAGGUUCCGACGACUUUAGUCGGCUCAACUCCCAAGAUAGAUGGUGUAGGAGUCGCCAUCACGCCUCGAUCGGCAAAGUAUCAUGCCACGUUGAAGACAUCGACGGUGUCUUCUCGAUCGGUAGGGCAGGAACCGCAGGUGAACUUGAGGAUCGCGAACGAAUCGGCGCAAGAGACGUCAGGAAUUACCGGCAGCAGCAAUGGAGACAGUGGUAACUCGAAUAUCUUCAAUCCCACGAAAAGCACGAUCCUUGCUGGGAACAACACCCUGUUGGAACAAUUAAGAAGCACUGUGGCACCGUUGUUGAACUCUCUUGGUAACAGGACACCUGUGUUCUCCGGAUCUUACAGUAAUGUUAACAAUGCGAAUUCCUCUCCGAGAAUCACCCCUAAUGGACAACCACCCCGUUUUAGCGCGAGAUACAAAGGAGCGGAAUUGUUUGUCAGGAAACAAAAUAACAUUUAUCAGCCCACUGUGCCAUCUGUCACUAGUUCAUCGACUACACCAGUUACACCUAUAGAGAACACUGGUUCGGCACCACCCAUCGAUGUCUCGAAUCCUGGCCAGUCGAAAUUCUUGACCCUUUAUCAGGCGUUGGAGUCGGCCAGCAUCAGGAACGAACAGUUACUGAGAAACAUGAGCGGGCAACAGCAAGAGGGACGACAAGUUGGCAUGGUUCCCCAGGUAGACUCUAACGCCACCGCCGUUAACAUCACCGGCGAUAAUGCUAACAAUGACGCGACAAGCCCCACCGUAGCGACAACCGGCCCACAGACCCCAGACACCACCUCGAACACUAUUCAGGACAGCACACAGACCCCGAGAUUACCCGAGGACACGGAGAACUCCACCCCCGCGGUAACCACAGGAGCCCCUGAAACCCCUUCGACGACCGAACCGGUUUUCACGAGCACAGAACCGUCCUCUAGUACCGAACAACCGACCUCCACCAGCACAGAAUCGUUCCCCAGUACCGAGCAAGUUUCCACGAGUACAGAUUCGUCCUCCACCGGGGAACAGAUUUCCACGGGCGGCGAUUCCAUGUCCGUGACCGAGCAGACCACUACAGAGACGGUCUCACGGGUUGCAGAUGCAACGACGACGAGCGUGGGAGGCGCGGAAGACACCCAGACCCCUGCAAUGGUAGAUAAUGGUAGUUCGAGCACUCAGGAACUCGUAAGUUCAUCCACGGAUAUUUCUGCGACUACGACUGCCAUGACCACUAUGAAUCCUGUGUCCACGACUCCUAUGAUUAGUUCUGCGCCCCAACCUGCUAUUCGACUCGAGGAGAGUUCCACUGUUGGUAGCAAUGAUGCGCAAAGUACGGAACAGUUAACGUCAACCGUCGGUGAUGUUUCAUCGACGACGAUAGGAGUUUCGCAGGAUACAACGGAGACCAGCACUGUUACCACCAUGUCGAGCACGUUCAAAAAUCCCGAGACUAAUACCAUACCCUUCUCUGAUACGAUUGCCACUCAGACAACCGAUCCCAGCUCGACCGAUGCUCCCACGACAGAAGCAGAUUCGAGUAAUAUGAUCGACGUAGAGACGACCACGGCGAUACCUGUGUCCACGAUUCGAAACAGGUUGAUAGAUUUUGCACAAGAUAUUCUGUCUCGAUUGCAAGCCAGCCUGUCUACCACGGUACCAAGCGUGGAUUCGACCACGUUCUCCCCUGUUGAGUUGACCGAGAUAUCGAAUCAAGCGAGUAACAAUCGUAGUUUGGAAUCUUUGUCGCAGAUGAAGGAAGAAACGACUACCUUGUCGUCCGUCACGAUGGAUCAAUCGAGUUUAAGAAGUGAAGAAAUGAGCACUCAGAGCGCAGUAGGUUCAAUCACUACCUCGUCACCCAUUCAAGAAGCCAAUACGCGGGACGAUAUGAAUGUAGUCACAACCACAACACCACCAACAACAACAAUAACAAUAGUUACACAAGACUCUCAGACAAUUUCGAACACAGAUUCUACAACCGUAGGUGAUUCGAACAGUUCAACGACUCCCCAAUUAGACGUUGAAGUAACCACUUCAUCGACGAUCACUUCCACCAACGAUACUUUAUUAACAGAGUUAAUGUCCAUUGCCAAGACACUCUUUUCGGAAGAGAUGAACGAACAAAUGACAGCAGGGCAAAAUUUAAACGACACGUCUAGUUUGGAAAACGAGGUAGACAGUCCGAGUUUGUCGAAUGUUGUACAACUCAGUACAACCGAAGCUGCAGAAUCGACGUCCGUUUCCCCAGACGUGACGACAGAAAGCAUAGAGUCAACAUCUACCAUAUUCUCGGUUGACCCUUCUCAGAACGAAGUGGACUUCGCAAAUUCCGUCACAACAACGGUAUCUUCUGAAAAUUCGUCAGACACGUCUAUAACCACCCCUCGAAACGUGUUUAGCGUCGAUAAUGAGGUAGAAAGUGUACAAACGAACGGAACCGCAUUAGAAUCUUUUGCUCAAAUCGUAGAGUCAACGACUCCCUCAUUUACGACCGAGAUCGGACCACGAAUCACUCAGUCGAAUACAGAAUCGUUCGAAAAUGGUCUUGAAACUACCAUGACCCGGCCACAGACAACCACCACCAGUACACAAAAUUCAGAAACGAUAUCUACCACGAAUUUUCAACUAACCACUAACACGUUCGAUUUAAUCACGACGACUGGUCUUCGAACAACAACCGAGAUUACCACCACCGGACCCGUAGAAACCACUGUGCCAUUAACCAGUUUCACAACUGUACCGCAGCUUGUGACAGAGACAAGUACUAAUCAAUCCGACGUAACCACACUUCCCUCUGUAAAUACGAUCACCACCACACCAUCGACAUCCCUCGAUACGAACACAGAGCAAACUACAAUGGCACCUGGCGUAGACUCGAUCGAAACCGUAAACGGCGUAGAAAAUGUGGAAACUAACCAAGCAAUGUCCACGACAACGCAGUUGGCACCUGUGACUGUGAGCGAAACCACUGAUAACGAAACCCUCGAAGCCACCACGCCACCGAUUACAACCGCCCAGGAUGUUAAUUCCACGGAUGACACGGGAGUAACUACUAACCAGCCCCCUCCGCUAAUACCGAGUCCAAUGCCCGCCACGGAAAUUAAUAACGAAACAACAAGCGUCCCCCAAACAACCCCCAACCCCGAGAACGAAACUCCAAUUAUUCUUGCCCGUUUCCAGGAUACGACAUCAACAACCGCCCAAGGGACGGCAGGUUCAGGAGUCGGCCAAACGACCGAGAUCACUACUCCCACGACCCAAGAUUCCUCGACCGUCCCAUCAUCCACAUUCGAAUCCUCCGCUUCCUCGUCCCUUCCCACCGACUCGACCGUUUCGUCUUCGGUCGACACGACGACUAUGACCACGAUGACCGUGACCACGACGACCAUGACCACGACCACGAUGACGAGUACAGAACGCGUUGCUGACGGUGGAACGUCCACGCCUCAAACAACGAGAAUGGACGUGUUCACCGUCACCCCGGUGACGGAGACUACUACCACGGUUCCGACCACCACUGUCAAUAUAGAAGAGAAUCUGAUCUCCACCGAAACUGGAUCCACUUCGACGACGGAAACCACGACCACCGUGUCGUCGGUGACCAAUGGCCAAGGUGGUACGAACGACGCCACGAGUAUGGCUCCUGAAAGUACUGAAACGACUCAAACGACUAGUGCUGCGACGACGAUCGCAUCAUCGACGAGUCCUUCGGCCACUCCGUCUUCUCAGACCGCCACGACGCCGUACCUGGGUCGAUUCGGUGGCAGCAGAUUGACACCAGCGCCACGCUUCAGCCUGAGCUCGACCACCAAGGCUCCUCUUCGAGAUUACCUGGUGUACGGGAUUUAUCCGAAUAAAACGAUCGUGAGGAAACGGCCAGAGGACAACCUGAUCGACGCUAGGAACGUGGACAGCCCGUACGUGAUAUUCGGUAUCUUCCCGGACGGGAGGCUGGUCCGGAAAUUCCCGAAUGGAACGAUAAUACCGGAUCCACCUAGGAGCCCGGUCGAGGUUGUGUUCUCACUUAGCACUACAACUACCACUAACAGGCCACCACCCAGACCGUAUUAUAACCAGGCUAACCAAGGCACUUACAAUCAGUAUCGAGGCCCUGUGUACUAUAAUAACGGUAUACCUGUCGCUGAACCGAUGAGAAACGUCCAAAGUCCCGGCACCGUUGAUCUUGGCCUUACUGGUAACGCGAUCGUCGGCCCUAAUGGAGGUGGACCCGAUAAUACGGGGCCACUUGGUACCCCUGCUAGCACCAACGAAAUGAGCAAUGCCCUGCUGAAUACGCAAAUGGGGACAGCAUCGGUGACGCCGAUAGUAAGUACCGGUCGACCGCCGACCGUUUUGCAGGGCGGUCGUAUCGUCCAAGAUCGAGAGAGGGACGAGGCCACCAGGACGAAAGAGGCCGGAGGUCAACGCAGCUCCGUGUACAUCGGACAGGACAAGUUCGUCAAUUAUUGGACCAAUGGGGCUUCCACCGCUAACCCACGCGCUCUCAGUGUGAAUAUAAAUUCGGUAGCUAGUGCCGCAAAUGUCGGUCCAUCACCUUCGGUUCCAUCAUUUGAUAAUCUUUUGAAUAAUCAGCCAGGAAAUCAAGUCACAGCCCCUCCUGGAUUUCCAUGGAGAGAUCCUUUGGAUCAAAUCUUUGGUAUUACUACAUCCUCGCCGGUUAUAACCGCAUCAGUAGCAUCAAAUACGUUGGAGGACACAUUGGAAUCGAAUAAUCCAGCCUUGCCACGUCCAAUCAAUCCAUACGUCGAGGUUUUCACUCCAUUUUCUAGCGUGAUUGGUGUUCCAAGAGGCAACAUAGGAACUAUUCCACCACCGCCAGUAACAACGCCUAUUACAUCAACGACUCCUAUUUCUACUACUAGUAGUAGUACUACCACCACUACAUUGCCACCAAUGACAACAACCACAACCACAAUGGCACCAACAACUACUACUAGUACAACUACAAUGGCACCAACUACAACUACAACUACAAUGGCACCAACUACAACAACUACAACUACAAUGGCACCAACUACAACAACUACAACUACAAUGGCACCCACAACAACAACAACAACUAUAACCACAAUGGCAUCGACGACAACUACAAGGGAACCAACAACUACAACAACUGCAUCUACUUCACAGUCUGCAACAGCAACACAAACUUCUCAAACGAAUGUACAAAUGAUGAAUUUAUUAAAUCGGCCACAGCAAAAUGCUUUUGGUACCUCGAUCGAUGAUUUAGUUUUCUUGAAUUCAUUGUUACAGAAUGAUUCACGGAACAGCACUCAGAGAACACUCACCCAAGUCGAACAGCUCUUAGCAAAUAAGAUCUUGUCUCUAGCAUUGAACCAAGCAGGACAAGGAUCAACUCGAGCGCCGAAAGCUAUAAGUAUUGAAAAUGCUACGCCAAAUUCAAUUUUCGAAUCCGCAUCUACUUCGAGGCCAAUAGUGAUUGAUUUGUCUCCAUCAUCGACCACUACAACAACCACGUGGAAGACUGCACAGACACAGAAAUCAACCGGUCAAAAAUCGAUAAUAAGUGGUUCGACACCCGAGCAAUUGACUUGGAAACCAGUUAUAACCACGACCGGCAAAAAAGAUGUGGAAACAAAUACAGUUUCUGCAUCGAGCACGGCCAAAAUUACUCAGAUAAGCACCACUAAAGCUCCUGUAACCAUUAAAUCAGUGACCACUCCUCGACCUAGGACCACCACCACUCAAGCGCCAUUAGGCUUUGGCAGUCUUCUAUGGCAGACUCUUUUCGGUGGAGGUUUAUUCGCAUCAACGACGACUCCUAAACCUGUGAAGGCUAAAUCUGUAAAGACGGCGCCAAAGUCCGUUAAUAUCACUCCAAAACCGAUUCAAACUACGCAGAGAUCAGAAACGAUAACUGCUCCUUCCGCCACAACUUUGAAAACUGUGGACAUUUCGAAAAUUCAAGUGAGCAGUCCGAAUUCGAUCGUAGAGGAUAAGUCGGUGGCCUCGUCGAUUCCAAUAUCUACAACGAAGAAACCAUUGAUCAAUAAUCCAAAUCCUCGAUUGCCUAACGUGGUGACGUCAACCUAUUCUCCUGAAGAAGAUGCAAAAUUCUUGGUUGAGCUUCUGCGUGCUGUUGAGCAAGAUAAUAAGGCUGGUUCCUCGAAGAAGACAAAGUUAACUCAAGAUGAUGAAUCCUUCUUAAGAGCAAUUUUGAACGGUCGAGGUUUAACAACAACAAUGCCAUCAUCGACGACAGAAAUCAGUAACGCUGCUUUGUUGGCGGCUUUGUUAAAGGCCCAAGGAAUAGAACCAUCGACUCCGGCCACUAAUAUCAGGGAACAAUUGCAGCUGGCGGGCCUUGGGCAGAGUGUCACCUCUGCUCCGACCGAGUCCACAGCGGCCAAGUCGGCGACAAUUACGACAAGGCCGGCAUCGAGUGGUGCAACCCGACCUACCGACACCACGAAAAAGACGGUGACACCGAGACCAACCUCGGCACCAAGGAUACGCACAACAACCUGGUCGCCGAGCUCCACGUAUCCACCAUCCCUCUUCAGCUCCUUCUCCAAUUACGGUACCCCGGCACAGUCGCCCGGUGGAGGCGAUAAUUCUGGAAAUAGCGCGUUAUUCGGUGCUACCAGAGCGUUCAGCCAAUUUCUCGGUGCAGCGAUAAGCGGAGCUGCUCAACAAUUGCAAUCGCUUGUCAGAAACGGCACCAGAAUUGUAUCCGAAGUGAUGGGAUAAAGA
This is a messenger RNA of Apis dorsata (giant honeybee), 10219 nucleotides long. Its product is annotated as serine-rich adhesin for platelets-like. The coding region runs from base 104 to 10216 and encodes 3370 amino acids. NCBI's taxonomy places the organism in Eukaryota, Metazoa, Arthropoda, Insecta, Hymenoptera, Apidae. The transcript is spliced from 18 exons. The record is from RefSeq and is a predicted model, not a curated record.